GAAAUUAAAGACCAAAAAUCACCAGUGAACGACACCUAACAGCUCUCACACCGCAAAACCGGAGCUCUGUUCACGCUCUUGCCUGAGAAGCCUAAACCGGUGCCCAUUUCUCCCCUAUUCUCUCCCCAUUUCUCUCUCCCCCUCUGCUCCGCCCCGGUGUCUCGGAAUCAAAGAAAUGUCGAAACCAAACCCUAAAUCCCCAUACAAUUCCCGAAUUACCCAAAACCAACUCAUCGACUCUCUCACCUCCCACAUCUCCCUCUACAAUUCCCACUCCCAUUCCUCCUCCUCUCCCAAUCCAAACCCUAACCCUAGGUCCUCCAUACUCAAAUGGCUCUCCUCCCUCUCCCUCCACCACCGCCAAUCCCACCUCACCGCCGUCGAUCCCAGCUUCGUCCGCCUCCUCCUCCAAAUGCUCCGCAAGCUCCACACUCACGGCCACGGCUCCUUCAUCAUCCUCCCCGACCUCCCCUCCGGCGACCUCCCCACUCUCUGCUUCCGGCGCUCCGGCGCUGGGCUUCUCUCUAGAGUCGCCGAGGCGAGCCAACCGGAGAAGAUGAUAUUCGAGUCGACGCGGUUGUUUAACUCCAGAGAGGGAGAGAAGGUGGAGGAGUGUUCUUGCUCGGUGAGGGAGAUUGAUACGGUGACGGUGUGUGAGGAUUUGGUUGAGGAUUUGGAUAGGUUUGUGGAGGCUAUGGAUGAGAUUUCGAAUGGGGGAUUCUUGAGAGGCGAGGAGAGUGAUUUGGGGUCGGAUUGGGUAGAGUUGAAGUGGUUGAAGGACAAGGGGUAUUAUAGUAUGGAGGCUUUCGUGGCGAAUAGGUUGGAGGUGGCUUUGAGGCUUGCGUGGCUGAAUUCGAACAAUGUUAGGAAGAGAGGGGUGAAGUUGAAGGAGAAGAUCAGUGCGGCGGGCGUGGCGGCUACUGUGUAUUGGAGGAAGAAGAGGUGUGUGGACUGGUGGGGGAACUUGGAUGCGGCGAUGAGGAGUAAUGUGGUGACUUCGGUGUUGGGGAAAGCAGCGAAACCGCUGAUUCAUGAGAUUCUGAAGGGGACAAGUAGUGGGGUAGAGGAUGAAAUGUGGCUCCUCAACACAGGAAUGGAGCAACCAUUGAGGUACAACCAUAUUGUGUCUAUGCGCAAGACUGUUCCAAAACUUGUGGCUGACACAGAAUUUGGGUCAAGCAUUAUCCCAGCUUCUCUUUCUGGGAAACCUGCUUCCUUAGCCGAUGCAUUUAAUAAUCUCUUUGUGCUUCAGGAUAUCAUAAAGAUGAUAUCAUUAUGUUGCAAUAAUGAAUAUGAUAAAGGGAAAUUCUUCUAUAGCACAUUGAGUUCAAUUUCUACCAUUUCUGAUUUUAUACUAAGAAAAUUACGAGGAUUUCUCAUGGUUCUCUUGCUUGACUGCACAAAACUUGAACUUUUAUCAGAGGGAAAUGAAAAAUGCUUAUCUAAGAAAACCAAAGCAAAGCCUAGUGCUUCUAGCCGUAAAAGUAAAGGGAGGGCCAGCAAUAUGAAAAGGCCAAAUCCUGUUCCAAUGUCAUGUACAGAUGAAGUUUUAUGUGAAACGUCUGCCAAGGAUCUCAGUGUGUUGGCUCAUAAAGAGAAGGCAGAUUCGGUGGAGUCCAAGAAGACGCAUGAUAAACAUCAAGAGGUGGAGAUUUUCAAGGAGUCAUCAUCAUCGAAACAUGAAAUGGAACAUGCACAAGCAUUGGCUGUUGCAAAAGUUCAGACAGCUGCGAGGAAGGGUAGGAAAGGGAAAGGCAAAAAGAAAAUAACUGGCUUGAGGAAUGCUGAUGAUAUGGAUAAAUUAGAGAGAUCAGUCGCGGAAGCUUCUUCUUCUUCUUCUUCGGUUAUUGCCAAAGAUACCACUGCAAAGUCAGAUCGAACUUUUGGUGAUACAGCCUUCCAGAACAUAUUUGAUAAUUCAGCUAGUUGUAACAACCCUUUGCCAAAUUCAAUUCCUUGUGGUACUGCGAAUGGACCUCUUAGAGAUGAAGAUGCCACCAAAAGCAGUCAAGAGAACGAUGGUAUUGGUUCCAAUUUAUGUCAUAAAGUUUCGGGAAGUUACCAGUCUUCAAAUAAUAUUACUGAAAUCCAAAAGAAAUGUCCUGGAUCAGAAGCUGAAGCCUGUAAGGUAGAUGGAAUCAUGAUAGAGUCUUCAGUGCCUGAGGUAGGUAAAAUUGUGAUAAAGUCUUCAGUGCCUGAGGUAGAUGAUACAGUUUCCCAUCGUAAAGAUAUUGAUAGGCUGGAAAAGCACGCUGUUAAGUCUGGUGUGAAAGAAGUUUUGCCAGAGAAAGAAAUAAGAGCUUCGGAUGUAAACCAAGAAGCUGUUCUGUUGCAGGACCAAGAGAAUGGAAAUAAUUUAUAUCAUACUAGAACUCCAAGUGCUUUUGAAUGCCCUCCUUAUGAGUGGCCUGGUGUAGCUUGUGCCUAUUUUCCACCUGUUAACUCACAUCUCCCACCUGCCACUGAUCGAUUGCAUCUGGAUGUCGGUCAUAACUGGCAGAAUCACCGCCAGUCUUUUCUACCGACAAUACAUCAGGUGAGAAACUCGGCAAUCGAAGGUGGGUGUAAUCCAGUUCUGACUCGACCACUGCCAAUGAGUAUAGAUUGGCCCCCAAUGAUUCGAAGUGCUCGUAGAGUGGCUCCGUACCGGACCUGUAAUUAUGAUUCUGGUUUUUAUUCUUGGGAUUGUGCAGACCUACCUGAUCCAACAAAGGCAUAUGAACUAGUGGAUGAAUGUGACAGCCACUGGAUAUCUGAGGAUGAAGUUGAGGUCCAAGCAUUUUCUGGGGCAGAUUAUAAUCAGUACUUUGGUGGUGGUGUGAUGUACUGGAAUCCUUCUGAUAAUACCGGGACGGUUUUCUCUCGCCCCCCUUCCCUUAGUUCUGAUGAUAGCUCAUGGGCUUGGCGUGAAGCUGACAUAAAUAGGGCUGUUGAUGAUAUGGUUGCAUUUUCUUCUCCUUUCAGUACGAAUGGUUUGACUUCGCCUACUGCUUCCUUCUGUUCUCCUUUUGAACCUUUGGGAUCUGGAAACCAGCCUCUUGGAUAUGUUAUGUCAGGAAAUGAAGUACCAGGCAAGGUGCUGCAUCCCUCAUCAACAAUGGGAGACACAGUAGUAGAUGAUGAAUCCUCCGGAUCUAUGGCUGAUGUAACUGGUGAUAUUGAAGGGAAGACAGGCGAUUCACUGCCUUACCCCAUUUUGCGGCCAAUCAUCAUAUCAAGAUCAAGAGACUUUAAGCGAAGCCAUGAUCAUAAAAGCCCAUGUGUUCCUCCUACUAUGCGUGAUCGACCUCGGAUAAGGCGGCCACCCUCGCCUGUGGUGCUUUCUGUCCCACGGGCUCCACGACCACCUCCGCCAUCUCCUGUGAGUGACUCCAGAAAACACAGGGGAUUUCCAACUGUUCGAUCUGGUAGUUCUAGCCCAAGGCACUGGGGUAUGAGAGGCUGGUUCCAUGAUGGAGCUAACUUGGACGAAGCUUGUUUACGCAUGGAUGGUGCUGAAGUUGUUUGGCCCUUUAGAAAUAAUAAUAAUAUUUCAGGCCGCCCGUUGAUUCAGUCUCUUCCUGCACCUCUGCUGCAAGAUAGACUGAUUGCUAUUUCUCAACUAGCACGUGAUCAGGAACAUCCGGAUGUUGCAUUCCCCAUUCAACCACCUGAUUUACAUAAUUGUCCAAUACGGAAGGCCUCUCUCUCUCUGAUGCACAGCCUCGUGCAUAACGAGAUUGAAUUUUUUUGCAAGAAGGUUGCUACAGAGAAUAUGGCUCGGAAGCCCUACAUCAAUUGGGCUGUCAAACGAGUUACACGGUCUCUCCAGGUGCUUUGGCCCAGAUCCAGGACAAAUAUAUUUGGUUCAGUUGCAAACGGUUUGUCCCUUCCAACAAGUGAUGUGGACCUUGUGGUUUGUCUACCUCCAGUUAGGAACUUGGAACCCAUUAAAGAAGCUGGGAUAUUGGAGGGCCGAAAUGGUAUUAAAGAGACAUGCCUUCAGCAUGCUGCCAGGUAUCUUGUCAAUCAGGAUUGGGUUAAAAAUGAUUCUCUUAAGACGGUGGAAAAUACAGCUAUACCGAUUAUAAUGCUUGUGGUGGAAGUUCCCAACGAUCUAAUUGCCUCUUCCGCCUCUAAUGUGCAAUCACCAAAAGAAGAGGCACCUCACAAUACUGGUGAACCAGACAAUAAUGCACACUCCAGUGGGGUUGUUUUAGAAGAAUCUGCAAUGCCUAAGUGCCCACAGAUAACUUAUGAUGCUACAAAGGAUUCAGUAUCAAUUCGCAUUGACAUCAGUUUCAAAUCUCCUUCUCAUACAGGAUUUCAAACUACCCAGCUGGUUAAAGAUCUAACUGAGCAGUUUCCAGCGGCUACUCCCCUUGCUUUGGUACUGAAACAGUUCUUGGCAGAUCGUAGUCUGGAUCAGUCUUAUUCUGGUGGCUUGAGUUCCUACUGUUUGGUACUACUGAUAGUGCGUUUUCUCCAGCAUGAGUAUCAUCUUGGCCGACCUAUCAACCAAAACUUUGGAAACCUUCUGAUGAAUUUUCUUUAUUUUUUGGGUAAGAAUGUUUUCGAUCCUCGGCAAAUGCGUAUUUCAGUACAGGGAAGCGGUGUUUAUAUAAAGAGAGAAAGAGGUUGCAGCAUCGACCCUAUACACAUUGAUGAUCCCCUUUUUCCGACUAAUAAUGUGGGACGCAAUUGCUUCCGGAUACAUCAGUGUAUCAAGGCAUUUUCAGAAGCUUAUUCUAUUAUGGAGACUGAGCUUGCUUCUCUUCCUAAUGAUGAUGAUGCUGAAUCAAGUCCCCCAUAUAGACUGCUUCCUAAAAUUAUCCCGAGUAUUGAUCUAUCAUAGGCAUGCUGUUGUAUGGAGAUCAUAUGUAGGUGUAGGUGGGUGUUCAGUGGACCAAAAAGUUACCUAGUAGUGCUAUAUUUAUGUUGAGGAAAGUCUACUUCUUUCAUCAAGCUGGAGUUUACUGGUGGAAGGGGGAAGUAACAUUAUCGUAGUUGAGAUGGAAAGUUUGCCAUCUGCGGUCUGCGUACAUCUUCGGAUCUGGUUUGAUUUGACAAAGAAAGUGCAACCGCCCUUAAUUAGUAGCUGCUACAUCACUUCUGGGCUUUUAUUCUUGGUUCUUUCAAUGACUUCAAGUUAAAGACAAGCCAAGUAAGCUUGUUUAGAUUUUCACCAACAUAAAUAAAGUAAUGGGAACGUGUACUUACUGUUCUCUGGGUCGGACAUCUCCACCAGCACAUUUAAUUUGUUCUUGCCCUGGUCUGAUGCAUGUUUCAUUCCUUUGGGUGGAAGAAUGAUCAACAAGGAAGAAUCAGCUUUGGAACCAUAUAUGGGAGACUACUUGUGGAACAGGAGAUUGAGCCAUAAUCAUCACUGUGUGCAUUGCCUCUCAAAGUCUUGGUACACUUGUGAACUCAGCUCGUAUGGUUUCCUACAGAAGUCUUUCACAGAAAGCAAGGUUGGCACAAUUAAUGUAGUUAAAGAUGGACAUCAUUCGUUGUCUGAUUGUUUUGCCAUUCUACAUAAUGUUGGUCAAAAUGGUGGCUGCCGCAGAGAACAGGUUCACAUCGCAUUAUGCAGGUCGACCAUCAGAACCAGCUCUCGAUGCCACCACACUGAAUACUGUUCAUUUAGGCAAAAAAACAGAAGCAGUUGUAUAACUCUAUCAAAAUCAGGCUGAUUGAUCAGCUCAUUAGCAAA
Molecule: messenger RNA, 5692 nt
Organism: Fragaria vesca subsp. vesca
Lineage: Eukaryota; Viridiplantae; Streptophyta; Magnoliopsida; Rosales; Rosaceae
Exons: 21
Coding region: 176-4834 (1552 amino acids)
Biological process (GO): RNA 3'-end processing
Cellular component (GO): TRAMP complex; nucleolus
Molecular function (GO): poly(A) RNA polymerase activity; mRNA binding
Source: RefSeq, a predicted model, not a curated record